CUCUCGCUCCUGCCGGCCGGGCAGGCUGAGGAAGGCGGAGGCGUCCCUCCUUUCCCGUCACGCCCUGGGGAGCUCAGUCCGCCCCGCAGCCAGGCAGGGAGAGCCCGGCGCGCCUCCGCCCCACUUCUGCCGGCUGCUAACAUCUGCUGCAGCCCGCGCGCUGCCUCCCAGCUCCCGGGCUCCCCGCUCCGCGGCGCCUUCGUCCGAGAGUCUGGCCCGGGAACUUCCCGCCCAGCCAGCCCCGGCUCAGAGCCGCUCCCCUGCCGGGAAGCCUGGUCCCCGCCCCCCGGCUCCGCUGUAACUUCGCUCGCCGGGCUCCCCCCCAGUUUGCCAGGCGGGACUCACUCACCCAAACUUUCGCACAGGCGCCGCCCCGCGGGGGGGGGGGGGCAGCGGCGCGCCGCGGCUCGGGGCGGGCUCGUGACGGAUCGUGUCCAAAGCUGCCGAGCGCGGAGGCCACAGCAGCGACUUCUGCCUCCCGGGCCCCGGCGGGCGGCGGGGGAGGGACGGAGCGAGCGAGCCGAGGAGAGGCGCGCAGGGGCUCGCUCACGGGUAUUCGCCGCCGCGAGCGCUCGCUGCCUCCCGGGGACGCCGGCUGGCUCGGCUCGGCUCGGCCCGGCCCGGCGCGGCGCGGGACGAGCAAAGGUCGCCAGCUGAAAGGAAGCCCCGGAGGGACCCGCGGGGAGGCCCAGAGCCACUGAGUUGCUGCGCUCGGCCAGAUGGCUGCAAAGGCAGGAAUGUUCCCCCUGGUCCUCACAUAUACAUGGCUGAGUACUCGAUUAAAACAUAGUUAAAGAGGAUACUGAAGCUUGGAAUAUUGUUUGUGGGUUCUAGGAGGAUGGAGAAAAACAACUACUCUUGUGUAUUCAGUCAGUCAUGGUGUCCCUCGAGCAAAGCUUUCUAGAACACUUUCCCAAGGAAAGAAGAUAAAGCAAAGUUCAAAAGAAUGAAGAGAUAUAAGUGUCCCUUCAAGUAUCCCAUGAGACAAAAGAUCCUGAUCCUGUUUUUAACGGUGUGGCUGCUUGCACUUCUGAAACUCCUCAAUGUUGAAAGACUCUUAUUCCCUCACAAAGGUAUUUAUUUGGUUGAGCACUUUUUAAGCACUUCUUCUUAUGUUAAAAACAAAUACUCCCAUCUUAGAAACGAUUUCCAGUAUGAAAUUAACUGUUCGUGUAUAUACGAACAAGAACCCGGUGAAAUUGGCAAGAGUUUAGAGAUAAGAAGAAAAGACAUCAUUGAUUUAGAAGAUGAAGACGUUAUAGCUAUGACCAGCGAUUGUCAGGUGUAUUAUACACUUAGAGGAUACCACCUAAAGCCCGUUUCCCUGGAGGAGGAAAGUUUCCCAUUAGCCUACUCUUUGGUUGUUCACAAAGAUGCAAUAAUGGUUGAAAGAAUCAUACACACAAUAUACAGCCAUCAAAAUAUUUACUGCAUUCAUUAUGACCAAAAGUCCACUAAUACUUUCAAAUGUGCUAUGGACAAUUUAGCUAAGUGCUUCCCCAAUAUUUUCAUUGCAUCUAAAUUGGAGAUAGUGGAAUAUGCACACGUUUCUAGGCUCCAAGCAGAUUUUAAUUGUUUGUCCGACUUGAUGAGGUCGUCGUUUCCGUGGAAGUAUGUUAUUAAUUUGUGUGGUCAAGACUUUCCUUUGAGGUCAAACUUUGAAUUGGUAUCUGAUUUGAAGAAACUCAAUGGAGGAAACAUGCUGGAGACCGUAAAGCCAAGUAGCAGCAAAAGGGAACGAUUCACAUAUCACUAUGAACUUGAGACAGUGCCUUAUAAGUACAUGCAGAUGCCUGUAAAAACCAACAUUUCUAAAGAGCCACCACCUCAUAACAUUGAGGUUUUUGUAGGCAGUGCCUAUUUUGUUUUAAGUCGAGAAUUCAUCCAAUAUACCUUUGAAAACUCUCUUGCUAAAGAUUUUUUUGAAUGGUCCAAGGACACUUAUUCUCCAGAUGAACAUUUCUGGGCAACCCUUGCACGUCUGCCUGGAAUACCUGGGGAGAUUUCAAGGUCAGCUCAAGAUAUAACAGACCUGCAAAGCAAAACACGCCUGGUGAAAUGGAAUUACCUGGAGGACCACUUAUACCCUCCUUGUACUGGUACACAUCUUCGCAGUGUGUGCAUCUAUGGAGCUUCAGAAUUAAGGUGGCUUAUAAAUUAUGGACACUGGUUUGCCAAUAAAUUUGACUCCAAAGUGGACCCUGUUUUAAUAAAAUGCUUGGCAGAAAAACUUGCCGAACAACAGAAGGAAUGGGUUGAUUUGUCUUCUGAAAGCUCUUUCAUGCACAGAAGUUCUGCAGAUGUUUCACUAUAGCAGUACACUCUACUCAGUAGUCAGUGUUAUCCAGAAUCUGAUGCUCCAUAGCCUUGACUUUGUACAGUUGUUUAUGGGGUGUAAAAUACUACCAAAUCAGAAUGCUCCUUCUGUACAAGUGUAAAUGACUACACAAGGUGCAAUGGAGAGUCAGCCCCAGACGUGAUGUUAUAUGUCAUGCCCUUUAAGGAUCAUUGUAUAAAUCACCAAACCAACACUGUGUCCUUAAUGUCUUUCAAGGUGAUACUUAUAAAAAUAAACUCCACUUUUGAAUGUUUUUGUGGGGAACUGUGGUAAUGGAAUGCUUCAAAUUGAGCCUCCCUGCGCAAUAGAUAGGAUAAUUCCUCAUGUCUGUCCUCCUUAUUCCCCUCUUCUUCUUUAAAAGAUUUGAAACAUAGGAAGGAAGAUGUCCAGGUCUGCUACCUCAGGAAAGCUGGAAGGAAAAAAACCCAAAACUCAAAUGAGUCUAAAGAGAGAGUCUGAUGACCAUUGAGCCAUAGGGCUGAUCCUGUGAACCCUCCACUCCCAGUUAGUGGGAGAUGAUGGUGCUUAGCCAUUUGCAGGAUUGGACCCAUAACAAUGAUUUUUGUAAUGUGAAUAUGGUUGGAUGAUAGAAGAAAGAUCCUGGAACCUUGUCCACUGCACUGGAAGUAGCAGUGUUCUCGCCUAGCUGUCUGUCUCCUGUAUUUAGUUUUCCUCUCUAUUAAUUUUAUGCUUCCAUACACUUUUCCAUACUUGUGAAUUUUGUGAUGGUUGAUAGAGGCAGCAUUACACACGGCAAUUCUUUUGAAGUCUGUACAUACUCGUCGGAGAUGACAGCUUUCACAGCUCUACCUAACAGAAAUCAGGGCUAGAAAACGUAUUAUUCUAGUUCAGUUGCCAUCUCCUCCAUUAGAAACAUCCUCCUGCAAAACCACAGUCAUUCCGGUCAGGGACACCAUUUUAGGAUGGUGCACUGGGUCUAUGUAGCUACAGUAGGUAACAAAUGCAGCUUCUAAUUAGCAUUCAACAGUUUGGUAUUACAUUAAA
Messenger RNA from Dermochelys coriacea (leatherback sea turtle), 3343 nucleotides. RefSeq names its product glucosaminyl (N-acetyl) transferase 4 (gene GCNT4). Gene Ontology annotation, cellular component: membrane. Lineage: Eukaryota; Metazoa; Chordata; Testudines; Dermochelyidae. Bases 947 to 2314 code for a protein of 455 amino acids. Gene Ontology annotation, molecular function: acetylglucosaminyltransferase activity. The transcript is spliced from 3 exons. The record is from RefSeq and is a predicted model, not a curated record.